AUGGCCGUGGCACCAAGGAAUGUUGAACGUCGGUUGAGUGAGAGCUCCACUGACAGCCUCAAAUGUCUGAAUUACGAACUCCGGGAACAUUUGUGUCAAUUGCGCACCCAACUGGAGCAGCAGAGAGGCAGCAUCAAGCAAGCUCACUGGCAGAGAGUCCUCAACAUACGGCUAGUCCGACAGCAGGAGCAGAAGAAAGCUGUGUCCACGAUCGCUAAUCUUCGGGCCAAGCUACAGAGGGAGAAGAUUCAGGAACUGGACCACCAAGGUGAAAUCCUUCAACAGAAGCAUGAGCAGGAUCUUGCCAAACUACGACGAGUGCAUCGUGCAGACGUCGUGAAGCUUCGGCUGGAGGUGGAGUCCAAGGAGUCAUUACUGCGGAGGUUUAUUACAGAGAACAGACGAGAAUCUAUGAAGAUGAGAGGAUCAGAAUCUGGAGUGACCAACUUGAUACAUAGGCUGAGUGAGUUACGGUGUAAGAAGAAAGAGUUGGAGGAGUCGCUGACCAGUGCAGGGGAGUCUGAACGACAUUUCGCAUAUGAAUUGAGGAGGAAGGUGGAACAGUUUCAGGCAGAACUGUGGAAAGUGAGGAACAGUUCAAGUUCUGAAGUCAGAAAGCUGGUAAGCAUCAGUUGGUCAUGA
Molecule: messenger RNA, 642 nt
Organism: Gigantopelta aegis
Lineage: Eukaryota; Metazoa; Mollusca; Gastropoda; Neomphalida; Peltospiridae
Product: janus kinase and microtubule-interacting protein 1-like
Exons: 1
Coding region: 1-642 (213 amino acids)
Molecular function (GO): kinase binding; microtubule binding
Source: RefSeq, a predicted model, not a curated record